GGACGUCCGUCUAUGCAGUCUCGCGCGCAACAUCGAAUACGCGACUUGCGAUUUUCAGAGCUCCUGCCCGUGUAUAGUUUUCAUAUUUAAUGUUUGUUAUUUAUUUCUUUUUUUUUUUUUAAAAAUUCAUUUUUUCCAAAUAAGUUUUUUUUUUUUGUUAAAGAAGGUAAAGCUCUCCCUUCUUUUUCUAAUAUAAAAGUGUCAUUGUAUGUAAUAAUUCAUUAACACGAAACGUUUUUUUUUCUAUAUAUUUAAAAAAGAAGUGCGUCAAGUGACUGGUAGGCACGAGAAAAUCGUGCGACCUAGACUUUAAAACACGAACUGGAAUUAAUAAACGAAAAAAAAACAGACUAAGGACUUUACUACAAAAACCAAGAGCAUAUUUUAUACCUAUCAGUGAUCAGUGUUAUUCGAGUUUACUGCUCUGAAUUUAAAGUAGUAAAUAAUAAAACAAAAACCAUUGUAAUAUGUAAUAUUAAAAAAAAAAAAAAAAAAAAAAAUUGGUGGAAAUUACAAAUUUUACAAUUUUAUAUUGAUGACGAAGGGAAUUCCCCCAAAAAUGGAACGCGGCCGGUAAUCUUAUUAUCAUCACAAGUGAAAACUUUUGAAGCUACCGGAAGUAUAGACCAAAUCGUGCAUACAACACACAAGUCAAACGUGUCACAGAAAAAAAAGUGAAGUCAAAUCAAUAAUAAUCAAAAUAAUAUAAUUCACGGAUAAUUUUUGUGAUUUUUGAUCUAGAAAGUUAAUUAAUCCAAAAAGUGUGAUAUAUAUUUUUUUUUUGAAAAAUAACUUGAAAAAAGAGAAGUGACGUAUAAUACAUCACGGAAGAAAGAAGAAAAAAAAACCCAUGAGAAAAAGGCGUGAAAUUGUUUUUUUUGGAUAAUGUCUAAAUUUACAACACCAGGAAUGGAUCAUUCAAGAACGAUGAUCUUGAUCAUUCUUCACGGAAUAUUGGCGCUUUGCAAUGGUAAAAUUUUGGAGGAGAAUGCAACAACAAUAAUUUUUGAUCAAAAUUAUACGGAAAGUUCAACGCAAAUAUCAACAGCAACAGAUAAAGUGGAGGGUCAUCUUAUGGAUGACAUUCUGCCAGGAACAAAACCACCGACACCUGCUGUUAUUUUUGUCGAUGUUCCUGCACACACGGAAACAAAAUUAGGAGCCCCUGUUGUAUUAUCAUGCAGAACUGCAUUUCCAGUAACCGAAUGUCAAUGGUCCUGGCGACCACUUCCUUCAACACAUUUUCCACUUCCGGAAAUCAAUGACAAUUCUUUUGUUCCUACUUUGAGUACAACGUCCACACUAACAACAACACAAGCAACUUCUUUACCACUUCAACAAUUUCCAGCUUUUGGUAACAAUAGUAAUGACUGUUCAGUGAGAUUUUCAAGCACAAAACAUGCACAAACAGGCUAUUGGACGUGUGCUGCUAGGAUUUCGAAAAAUGAUUCCUUUAUCAGUACACAACCGGCAAAAUUAAGCAUUGCUAAAAUAACCAAAGAGAAGCCGAUUAUUUUUGAAAAUCAGGACAGCACGAUUGAAGCACCUGCCGGAUCGCCGACACAGAUAUUGUGUCGAACAAUGACCCCUGUUUACGAGUGUCAGUGGACUUGGCGGCGGUUGAACCAGUCACAACCUUGGAAUCGCGAGGUGAAGAAGUUAAAGGCCUUCGGGAAUGAGAGCAACGAGUGCAGCAUCAAGUUCAAGAACAUUCUACAUGAUCGAGAGGGUUUCUGGACCUGCGGUGCUCGAAUGAACAUCAACUCGUCCUUUGUUUUUGCAAAUCCUAUUCGAUUACUCAUAUCCGAAGUUGAAUUUGUAAAACUAUCACGUGGAUUAAAAAUAGCAUCAGGUGAGACGGUAUUUCUUCACUGUCUCGUUAACAAACCAGUGGUCCAAUGUGAAUGGUUUUUUAAGCCAUUAAAUUCAAGUAUGGAGCGAACAGUGGUGAAUAAAUUCACGCCAAGUAAAGAAGCUGAACAUGACUGUUCAAUGAAAUUUAAAAAUGUUAUACAUAAAGGAGAGGGCCUAUGGACGUGUGGCGUUCGUCUAUCAACAAAUGGAAUUCUUCAUGAAGCACCACCUGCAACUGUGACAAUUUUGCCUACUGGUAAUGUGAGUUUUGUUGAGAAGCCGGAAGAUACAUCAGUACCAAUAGGCACUGAGGCCAUUCUAAAAUGUGUGACUAAUGAACGUGUUGAAAAAUGUGCCUGGAGUUGGAGGCCUUUAAUCGGAAACGAUGAUGAGAUCAUCGUUCACGAAUUCCCCAGUAAGGGUGAAGUUGGUCGUGAUUGUAGUCUCAAUCUACCUCGUGUCUAUGCUAAAGAACAAGGUUUCUGGAGCUGUCAAGUCUCAGUACCUGGAUCAAAUACAAUUUUAUCUACUCAUAUUGUGAAACUCACAAUGUACGAACAAGAGGACAUUACAUUCUCAGAAUUGUCACAGGACUUUCAAAUAUCAGCGGGUAAAAGUAUUCAAUUGCGUUGUGUGACAUCAUCGGCAGUUGAUCAAUGUCGAUGGUCAUUGACGCCGGUAAAUUCAAAUACAACAGUUGUCGUUAGACAAUUUCCUCCAAUUGGCACCGAGGAUCGUGACUGCAGUACAAGACUGACAAAUGCCCUUGCCGAACAGGAAGGUCUUUGGACAUGUGGUGCCAAAACUAGGAGUCAACAAAAUUACACAGACGCAUCGCCAGCCAAAUUAAGCCUUCUUGAACCAGAACCAGUAACAGUGACACUUUGGGCUGCUCAUCAUCAAGCUGUUACUUUGGCUUGUAAAAUUGGUCCAGUACCACCAAAAACUGAAUGUCAAUGGCUUCAUGGACAUGAUGUUCUUACAAAAAGAGACAAUUACAGUUCAUCAAUUCAAAACAAAUAUUACAUGCUGAUGGAGCCACAAAGUGGAGUCUGUACUCUACAUUUUGUUCCUGGACCUUUAGAUUUUGGCCAAUGGAAAUGUAAAUUUAUGUUGCCUAAUGAAAACCUAACAGUGGAAUUGGGAAAUGAUAGCCUCCUGCUGUUAGAGGAAAUCGAAAAUGAUAAAUUGGGAUGGCUUGUUGGUGUUUUAACAGUAUUAAUUUCAUUUUUAGCAAUUAUUAUAGUUGUUCUUGUUGUUUGUCGGGGUCGUAUUUUUCGUACAAAAAUUCCAUCAAUGUUGGAAACAAUUUCGCCAAGUGAGAGAAAACGAAAAGAUGUUCUUUUUAAAAUUCAAAAUAUACCAGAUUCAAUUAAAAUUGAGCAAACAAAUCAAAAUAAUUUAACAGUUCAUCAUGUUUUGCCAAAUAGAAGUCCACGUUUUCAAGAAAAAUCACAAAAAACAAAUCCUAGUCCCUACGAAAAUACAUUAAAUGUUCUCUAAGUCAUUAUUAUUAUUAUUCGUUGUGAUAAAAAAGAAAAAAACGCGAAUACCUCAUAAUAAAUAAUUGUUAAGAAUUUUAAAUUGUUUAAUUGUUGUUACAAAAAAUUUCAGAUCAUGAAAAAACUCAUCUUUUGUACACUUUACACGUAUGUUUGUAAUCAAUAAAUUUAUUUAGUGUUGUAAUUUAUAAUUUUUGUUUUUCUAAAAUGUAAUUAAAUGAAAAAGCACAAAAA
This is a messenger RNA of Leptopilina boulardi, 3590 nucleotides long. RefSeq lists its product as uncharacterized. The transcript has 11 exons. Bases 886 to 3357 code for a protein of 823 amino acids. The record is from RefSeq and is a predicted model, not a curated record. Lineage: Eukaryota; Metazoa; Arthropoda; Insecta; Hymenoptera; Figitidae.